AUGGAGCGCAUCCAGGGCUGCUGGGAUGUUGCGGAGGUGGGCCCUUACCUCGCUGUCUCCUGCGAAGAAGCUCGCAUGGAAGAAAGGGUCGUUUUGGCCCCACGCAUCCUCGCAUUCCUGGAAUGCCUUCUGCAGGCCAUUACAGGCGUUCCGGAUCCUCUGCAGGCGAGGCUUCUGGUCGCGAAGGUGAUCCUGUCGAACCACUCGCUCCUGCUCGAUCUCCUGCUUCAGCUUGCGGAGCGGCUCAGGCUCGUGGUGCAGGUCCAGAGGGCCCUCGAAGAAGCUCUCCGGGUCGUCGCGCAAUGCCUUGAGCGCGGCAAUCUCUGCUUUUGCCAUGGAAAGUUGGGCGUGGGCGACUUUCACCGAGGCGUCCGCCUUCUGCAUGACAACAGCGAUGCCUUGGGCGUGUUCAUCCGCCCAGCUCUUGCACCACUCUCCGACAAUCGACUCUUGUUCGCGGACCUUGGCCUGGGCCAAUCGCUUCUCCUCCUCUACCCGGGCAAGUUCAUCCUGCAACGCGGUGAAUGA
Molecule: messenger RNA, 528 nt
Organism: Penicillium macrosclerotiorum
Lineage: Eukaryota; Fungi; Ascomycota; Eurotiomycetes; Eurotiales; Aspergillaceae
Exons: 1
Coding region: 1-528 (175 amino acids)
Source: RefSeq, a predicted model, not a curated record